AUGCCUUCUACCAUUUCUGUACUUGCUGCGGGGGUUCUCGUGCCCGUUUUGGGUGCGGUGGCUGCUAAGCUUCCUUCUACGGCUCAAAUUAUUGACCAGAAGUCCUUUAAUGUCUUGAAGGAUGUGCCGCCUCCCGCAGUGGCCAAUGACUCUCUGGUGUUCACUUGGCCUGGUGUGACUGAGGAGUCUCUUGUUGAGAAGCCUUUCCAUGUCUACGAUGAAGAGUUUUAUGACGUCAUCGGAAAGGACCCCUCUUUGACCCUCAUCGCAACAUCGGACACCGACCCAAUCUUCCAUGAGGCUGUCGUAUGGUAUCCCCCUACUGAAGAGGUCUUCUUUGUCCAGAACGCUGGCGCUCCCGCUGCUGGCACUGGCUUGAACAAGUCUUCCAUCAUUCAGAAGAUUUCCCUCAAGGAGGCCGACGAGGUCCGCAAGGGCAAGAAGGAUGAGGUCAAGGUCACGGUUGUUGACUCAAACCCUCAGGUUAUCAACCCCAAUGGUGGCACUUACUACAAGGGCAACAUCAUCUUUGCUGGUGAGGGCCAAGGUGACGAUGUUCCCUCCGCCCUGUACCUGAUGAACCCUCUCCCUCCUUACAACACCACCACCCUCCUCAACAACUACUUUGGUCGCCAGUUCAACUCCCUCAACGACGUCGGUAUCAACCCCAGGAACGGUGACUUGUACUUCACCGAUACCCUCUAUGGAUACCUCCAGGACUUCCGUCCCGUUCCUGGUCUGCGAAACCAAGUCUAUCGUUACAACUUUGACACCGGCGCCGUCACUGUCGUCGCUGAUGACUUUACCCUUCCUAACGGUAUUGGCUUUGGCCCCGACGGCAAGAAGGUCUAUGUCACCGACACUGGCAUCGCUCUCGGCUUUUACGGCCGCAACCUCUCUUCACCCGCCUCUGUUUACUCCUUCGAUGUGAACCAGGACGGUACUCUCCAGAACCGCAAGACCUUUGCUUACGUCGCGUCUUUCAUCCCCGAUGGUGUUCAUACCGAUUCCAAGGGCCGUGUUUAUGCCGGUUGCGGCGAUGGUGUCCAUGUCUGGAACCCCUCUGGCAAGCUCAUUGGCAAGAUCUACACCGGAACUGUUGCUGCGAACUUCCAGUUUGCCGGUAAGGGAAGGAUGAUCAUUACUGGACAGACCAAGUUAUUCUAUGUUACUUUAGGGGCUUCGGGUCCCAAGCUCUAUGAUUAG
Fusarium proliferatum ET1 is the source of this 1206-nucleotide messenger RNA. RefSeq names its product putative lactonohydrolase. Bases 1 to 1206 code for a protein of 401 amino acids. NCBI's taxonomy places the organism in Eukaryota, Fungi, Ascomycota, Sordariomycetes, Hypocreales, Nectriaceae. The record is from RefSeq and is a predicted model, not a curated record. The transcript has 6 exons.